GUUGUGCACAACGUCAUUAAAUGGCGCCUUUGUUUUGCAAUCUCGCGGCUAGCAGCUAGCAGCUAGCUCCCCGGAGUACUGUGUACCGAAGUAUUUUAACGAAAUUAUAGAUGUCUAUUGACGUACUAUAUGUACAGUAAUCACCAGACGUGGAGUAGUUGAACUGUUCGCUGUCAGGCGAAAGUUUCUACAGAAUAGGGAGACCCAUGGAGUCUGCAGUGGAGAGUUCCCCCAUUGUUACAGAAAACAAAGGCAUCACACUGCCUGAAGUGGAGAGUGCAUCCAUUGUUUCAGAAAGCGAGAAACCUAUUCUCUCUGCAGUAGAGACAGUGGAGAGUCCCUCAACCAUUUCAGAAAACAAGGAACUCACACCUUCAGCAGUGAAGGACAAGGAUGUCUCCAUAGUUUCAGAAUGCAAGAAAACUACCCCUUGUGCAGUGGAGACUAACGACAAUGAGGAUAUCACUAUUGUUUCAGAAAGCAAGAAACCCACAAAAGCACCGUCAGCAGUGGAGAAUGCCUCUAUCAUUUCAGAAAGUUCGUCACAUGAGGGCCAUCGCCUGUGGAUCGGUAACAUCGAUCCCAAAAUCACAGAGUACCACCUGGUGAAGCUGCUGGAGAGGUUUGGGAAGGUGAAACAGUUUGACUUCCUGUUCCACAAGUCUGGACCAAUGGAAGGCCAGCCCCGAGGAUACUGCUUCGUUAACUUCCACACCAAAGAGGAAGCAGAGCGGGCGAUCCAUUGUCUAAAUGGGAAGCUGGCCCUCUCCAAGAAGCUGGUGGUGCGCUGGGCACACGCACAGGUAAAGGCUCACAUUGCAUCAGUCACGUGGGUGAAGUUGAGGGGUGGUUUUGAGAGGAAUUAAAACACAGUUCUAUUGCUGUGCCUUUCAGCUUCCCCACAAUGCCUGUGGAUUUGACCAAAAACAACACCAGACAAACAGUGACACACUACCUGCCUGGUCCAUGGUGCGACUGAGCUAAACGGGCUCCACUCUGGUUACCUGGUCCAACCAUGAGGUUUGAGGGUUUCCGAGGGGAUAAGAAUGGUCCUGCCAGCCUAGUGCCAUCUUGCAGUGCAGAGCUAGACUUACCAACCAGUCUCAGGUCUGUCCAAUCUCUGUCUCUUUGACCCUCUUCCUCUUUCUCUGACUCUCUCCCUUCAUGCUUCACACACCCUCCUUUCCUACAGUAUACAUGUUUUAGAAGCUUAUGAAUUACGGUAUGAUAGACCUCAUUAGGGUGUGUAUGAGACUAACCCAUGAUUAACAUCUAAAAGUCAAAUUUCAUGUUAGUGGGCCUCCCAAGUGGCACAGUAUCACUACAGAACCUGGUUCAAUCCCAGGCAGUGCUACAACCGGGCGUCCCAUAGGGCGGCGCACAAUUGGCCCAGCGUCGUUAGGGGAGGGUUUGGCCGAGGGGGGUGGGGUGCUUUACUUGGCUCAUCGCGCUCUAGCGACUCCUUGUUGCGGGCCGGGGGCCUGCAGGCUGACUUUGGUCGUCAGUAUUUUCUCCAACACAUUGGUAAGGCUGGCUUCCAGGUUAAGCGGGCGGGUGUUAAGAGGCAUAGUUUGCGCGUCAUGUUUCGGAGGAAGCAUAUGACUCGACCUUCGCCUCUCCCAAGCCCGUUGGGGAGUGAUGAAACAAGAUCGUAAUUGGAUCGCAAUUGAAUAUCACCAAAUUGUGGAGAAAAUGGAGGUAAAAUACAAAAAAAAAACAUUUUGGUUUAGUAUUUUAAUUGCUUGACAAGGAAGUCCCUUUUGAAAGGAGCCGUUAUAAAAACAAAUGGCCUCUUAGCUCUAAUUCAUACUAUUAGAGUUAUUACUGAAACAACCAUGUCUAAGAUGGACUUUUAGGAAGAGUCCUUAGGAAUGUAUUUUACUGUAAACUUCAAAAACACUCUUACCAACCAUAGACCUGUUGUCAGUGUGGAGGAAGUGAUGAAAGAUAAACACGUAGUUUCCUUUUUCCCCCUCCUCCCCCCACACUCUCUAGUUUGCUUCCCCACUUACUCACUCUCCUCACAAUCACUCUCUCCCUCUCUCUAUAACGCUCUCCACAGUCACUCUCUCCCUCUCUCUAUAACGCUCUCCUCACAGUCACUUUCUCCCUCUCUCUAUAACGCUCUCCUUCUCAGUCACUCUCUCUCUUCCCCUCUCUCCUGUACAAAGUACAAGUGCGACGAUCAUUGCGAUUGAGGCCAAGCCUCAGAUGAUGGAGAACCCAGAUGGAGAGGAGUACCAAGGCCACUCAACCUACAUGUACAACAAGCCCCCAGAGAAGAAACACCUACAGCCCUAGAGCAGACCCUUCUGCAAGUUCAGGAGAUGACACAAAUGAGAUGGAGACAGACCAUCCAACACCUAGGCUCGAACAAUUCCGGUAACUUUCCCAAAAUGUCCAGGUUUUGCAGAAAUCCCAGCUUGAAGAUUCCCAGUAUCAGAAGGGAAUAGGCCGGAAAUCCAGAAUCCUCCAACCAGAAUUUGUGGGAAAUCUGGUAAUUUUGGUAAAGUUACUGGAAUUUUAGUAAAGUUACCGGAAUUGUGGUGAAGUUACUGGAAUUUUAGUCAAGUUACUGGAAUUGUGAAUAUUGUCUAACUGUUAAGUUAUUAUUCCACUUUGGCACUCAGGCUACUUCCACUAGUCUGUUUGGACUAUCAUGUUUGGCUUGGUAAUGACUGCAGUUGGCAAGAGCACAAACAGAUCUGGGACCAGGCUACAGUGGGAGAGGUCAGGCCACCAAACCAAAACCUCUGUACUGUAUGGCUUCAGGUUUGGACAGACAGCACGACAAGCCAUUUGACAGGUGAAAUCCUCACACUGUCUGCUUUAUUUUGAGCUAGUGUGUAUUCUUACUUGGGAGAGGAGGGAUUUUUUAUUUGAGUUGUUUUUCUAAUCUUAUUUUCAAUAUAUUAUAUGAUGUGUACAAUAUCACACCUUCAAUUUAUCUUACUGUUGUUUAUUUUUGUCAUUGUAAUGUUUAAUUUCUCUCUUUGCUGUUUAGUGUUGGGAGUUUGACAUUAUUAGCCUUAAUAAUUACCAAUUUUCCUGGGCACGUCGUCACAAAGCGUCUCAGAGAAGGAGUGCUGAUCUAGGAUCAGGUCCCUUCUCUUAUUCAUUAUGAUUAUGAUGUAGAAGGGAAGCCUAGAUCAGCACUCCUACACUGAGAUGCUUUGUGAAUAUGGGCCCUGAUUUAGUGGAUCAUAUAAUGUUUCCUAUACAUGCUCAGUCUGAGUCCCUUAUUCAGCAUGUUAUAUUGGUCUGUAGUCACAAAAGGGAAGAUAUGGCAUACAAUUGUGUCAUUUGAAAACUGAGUAGUUGUCACCUUUCUGUGUUUCUUGUGAUCAAAAGUCAUGAAAAUGUAUUUAAUUCAUGUUUGUUUGAGUGUGAUUUGAUGGCAACUUUGUACAAUUGGAACUAUUUUUAUACAUGCUAUGACACCCAGUAAACCAAGAAACUACAUUGUCACUCAACUCAUGCAUGGUUCCUUCAUUAAAUAGUCGUUUUAUUUAUUUAUUAUAUAUAUAUAUAUUAUUUAUUUGUUUGUUUGUUUGUUCUCCUUUUGAGUUCAAUGUUAUGCCCAUAUGUUUCUGUAUUGUAGCCUACUUGUUGUUUUUGGAAGUGUUUACAGGGCUGUUUUAUUCAUCCCAUAAUUUGUAGAUCUGCCAAAUGGUUAGAAGAAUCUGGUACUACUAGAGUAUGAGAUUUCCAUCGCUAUUUACCACUCCUCAUCAAUGUUGUGCACAGUAGCUCUAUCCUCAAUGAGGUUUUAAUGUAAUACCAGUCCUCAGUAUAGUCUCGUCAAAAAACGCGAAUUUGAUUUUCUUCAAUCACGAAAUGAGUCACUUGAUAUCCCAUUUUUGUGCUGCCUCACUGCACUCCCAUUUAAAUGUGUUGCAGGCAGCUGAAAUGUAGGUGUCUGUUUGAUGCCCAUGUGAAUGGCGCGUGAUAACUCUGCCUGCAGCCUGAAUGGUAAGAAACGGACAUGAUUCAUUUAGCGAUCAAGACCUGUGAGAUCAUUUCAUUCAAACGUAAUGAAUUACCAGACUGGAUCAGUUAUUAGGCUUUGCUUUAAAAAAAAAUUGUAAAAAUAAAUGUACAGUGAAAUUAUAGCUAAACCCUGAUGAUCGAAACAGCUUUGGUAACAUCUUAAACUCUUGGUGCUCAUUUUGAACGCCUUCAUUGCGGUGAUGUCCAUGACAGUGGCAGAUUUACCGCCAAUAUUCCAGAUACGCGCUGUUCUCAAACUGGUCAGCCUUGGUCUGUAUAUUGUCCUGAUUAUCGAUCAUUUCAAGCAUGUAUACAUUAACUAUAAGGCUAGUUGGUAUUUUUAAAUACUUGAUGCUGCAGGGCUGUGUUCCAUUGAAGUCUUUUUCAUAGCUAAACAAAGCAUCUACAGAUUCGCCCUCAAUAUAUUAUUAGAUUAUUGGAUUAAAAAGCCUAUAUAUUUGGGGUGAGAAUGAGAUGUCAUGUCUAUUUAUUUUGUGUCAAAUUUACAAUAGAUCCUCUUGCAGAAUCAAACAUGUACGUUUAGUUUAAUCUUUUUCUGAUCAGCGAUAAUAAAUGAACCCCUAUGAUAACAAUAAUAAUCAUUUUAAAAAGCAACUCAUUUAAUAAUAAAUGUAUGUCUCGUUUGAAAUCUUAUGUCUAUUUAGUCUCACAAACUCCAAGAAUGCAAUAGAAUAAAUGUAUAACAUGAAUAAUUAAACCUUAACUAUUUACGGUG
Messenger RNA from Oncorhynchus tshawytscha (Chinook salmon), 4726 nucleotides. Its product is annotated as polyadenylate-binding protein 1. The coding region runs from base 207 to 866 and encodes 219 amino acids. The transcript has 6 exons. NCBI's taxonomy places the organism in Eukaryota, Metazoa, Chordata, Actinopteri, Salmoniformes, Salmonidae. The record is from RefSeq and is a predicted model, not a curated record. Gene Ontology annotation, molecular function: RNA binding.